This is a messenger RNA of Brienomyrus brachyistius, 1743 nucleotides long. RefSeq names its product gap junction protein alpha 10 a (gene gja10a). NCBI's taxonomy places the organism in Eukaryota, Metazoa, Chordata, Actinopteri, Osteoglossiformes, Mormyridae. The coding region runs from base 172 to 1662 and encodes 496 amino acids. Gene Ontology annotation, biological process: cell communication. Gene Ontology annotation, cellular component: connexin complex. The transcript is spliced from 2 exons. The record is from RefSeq and is a predicted model, not a curated record.
UUCAUUCAGAGAAGCCAUGCCAAGAGAACAGGCUGUACUUUAAGUGUGUCAAACUGGCACCUAUCUCCACAACUGCUUACACAAGCGGCAUCAUUUCGAUAUGACUACUUGGGCUCUGAUACGAGGGAACCGCAUGUCCUUUUGAAAUCACAGGAAUAUGUGCCACAGAGCAUGGGAGAUUGGAAGUUGUUGGGCAGUAUCUUGGAGGAGGUUUACAUGCACUCAACCAUAGUGGGCAAAAUCUGGCUGACCAUCCUGUUCAUUUUUCGGAUGCUUGUUCUUGGUGUUGCAGCUGAGGACGUCUGGGAAGAUGAGCAAAGGGAGUUUGUUUGCAACACAGAGCAGCCCGGAUGCAGAAACUCCUGCUAUGAUCAGGCAUUUCCGAUUUCCCUCAUUCGGUACUGGGUGCUUCAGAUCAUUUCUGUGUCCUCGCCUUCUCUCUUGUACAUGGGCCACGCACUAUACUAUCUAAGGGUCCUUGAGAAGGAGAACAGGAAGAAGAAGGUUCAGAUGAUGGUGGAAAUGGAGGAGAUAUGUCCAAUUCUGCUUGGCCACAAUAGGAUUGAAAAGAAGUUGAGAAUGUUAGAGGAACAAAGAAAGGUAGCUAAGGCUCCUCUUAGGGGGUCGCUCUUGGGCACAUAUGUUUUCCAUAUCUUAAUGAGAUCUGUGGUAGAGGUGGGCUUUAUAGUAGGGCAAUACAUCUUGUAUGGUGUUGGACUGGAACCCCUGUACAAGUGCAGGAGAAUACCCUGCCCAAACAGCGUGGACUGCUUUGUCUCCAGACCAACGGAGAAAACCAUUUUCAUGGCCUUUAUGACAGUCAUUGCCAGCGUUUCUCUCUUCCUGAACCUUCUGGAAGUAUCUUAUCUGGGAGUAAAAAUCAUCAGGAGGAGCUUUUAUGAGGAGAAACGCAGACUUCACGAUUAUGACUAUAAGGGCAAGAGAAGCCAGGAAGGUCGAAUUAAACCUGCAACAGUGAGCUCGUUAGCGUGUGAAAAUGAGCCAUUAAUUCAUAAGACUCUCGGCUGUGUGCCGGCUGAGCACAGGAACCAUCACCUGGCACCCAGUCCUUCAGCUGUCCUUCAGGAGACUGACAAAGAGUCGCGGUAUAACGGUAAAGCCCGUGGCACCAUUCAGUCCGAAAGCAUGCAUCAGCAUCCAAGAGACCCGCGCCAGACCAUCCAGGAGGAUACGCAUGUUCCUUUUCUCCAAAGUGCAGAGCAGGGUCAUGCUGCUUUGGAUAGCUCUGAUCAGUCAUGCAGCGACGAGAACACGAGGUCCAGGAACACUGAUCUUCAGCGAUACAGCCGACCACACCCUAGAGCGACGUUCCACGCUGCUCACAGAGAGGUAUCACCCUAUGCUCGUAAUAUUCCUCACAAGCAGAACUGGACGAGAUGUUCCAGAGGCCCUGGGGACGCGCGGUAUGCUCUCCAGGGUGACGUCAUGUUCCUGUCUACGAGGAAGAGUGGCUCUUUGUGCCUGGUGCCGUCAGGGAACAGGCCAAUGCAGCGAUCUGGCAGUCCACGCUCAAGGAGCAGCUUGGGAUCGGAUUUCAAACUGUUUUCAAAAAGAGACAGUCCAUCCACCGUGCUGAGCAGGCUGAGCCUGCCCACUGCAAGCAGAGCCAAACAACAGGCAGCCUCAGAUCUUGUUGUGUAGGACAAAUGCUGCAAAUUAUUCAUAGAUAUAAAAUAGCCAGUUCAUGACCUUAACUUAGGGGGUAGGGAAAAAUGGUUUCUU